Messenger RNA from Astyanax mexicanus (Mexican tetra), 3756 nucleotides. RefSeq names its product WD repeat domain 18 (gene wdr18). NCBI's taxonomy places the organism in Eukaryota, Metazoa, Chordata, Actinopteri, Characiformes, Acestrorhamphidae. The record is from RefSeq and is a predicted model, not a curated record. The transcript has 10 exons. Gene Ontology annotation, biological process: rRNA processing; DNA-templated DNA replication. Gene Ontology annotation, cellular component: nuclear pre-replicative complex. Bases 35 to 1330 code for a protein of 431 amino acids. Gene Ontology annotation, molecular function: protein binding.
UUCUUCCAAAAUAAUCGCGCUUUGUGAAGCCAACAUGUCGGCGCCCAUGGAGGUAGUGCUAUCCGCCGAUUCGGCGAGUCAGCUGUGGAACUGCGCGGUUUUCGACCCGCACACCUCAACCAACCUGCUGUCCUACCGCGGCGGAAACUCCUCCCCCCGCGCGCUCACCGUCCUCAACGGAGAGUACAUACUGGGAGCCCAGCUGGGCAAGAACUUCAUCAACGUGUGGGAGAUACAAAGAAAGGAUCAGCUGCAGCAGAAAAUUGUGUGUCCUGGGAUUGUCACCUGCCUAACAGCGUCUCCCAACGGCCUGUAUGUGCUGGCAGGCAUUGCUGAAGCUAUAUACCUGUGGGAGGUCUCAACAGGAAACCUGCUGGUCAUUUUGAAUCGUCACUAUCAGGACCUGAGCUGCGUGCACUUCACAGAUGACAGCAGCCACUUCGUGUCGGGAGGAAAGGACAAUCUGGCGCUUGUAUGGAAUCUCGCCAGUGUUGUGCAGGUGGAUUCCUCUCAUGAUCCAGAGCCUCGCCACGUGUUGUCCCGUCACUCUCUUCCAAUCACGGACAUCCACUGUGGUCUGAUGGGACCUCAGGCCAGAGUAGCUACUGCAUCCUUAGACCAGACUAUUAAGCUGUGGGAAAUUUCCUCCGGGGAGAUGCUUCUGUCUGUCCUGUUUGAUGUCAGCAUCAUGUCUGUGACCCUUGACCCCUGCGAGUAUUUUGCAUACUGUGGAGGAAGUGAUGGAAGUAUCUUUCAGGUGUCGCUCUGCAGCACGGCUUUAAGCCGGGAGAAGACGUUCCAGUCAGACAGCGAAGGCAAUCAGGUGUUCAAAGGCCACAGGAACUUGGUGACGUGUCUAUCCGUGUCCAUGGACGGCACACUGCUGCUGUCAGGUUCCCACGACGAGACGGUGAGGAUGUGGGACGUUCAGAGCAAGCAGUGUAUCCGCUGCAUCAACCACAAAGGUCAGGUCACCAACGCUGCAAUCAUUCCAGCCCCUGCCAACAUGUUCCUGCCGGACAGCCGGCCCGCCAUUCCGCUGCCUCGCUUCAGCCGCCACCUCAACCCCACUGAGCAAGGCGAGGGAGCCGGGACCGGAGGAGUGUGUCUGAGACUGGGGACCAGCUGCCAGGAGCCGGAGGAGACCUAUCUGGAGAAGGCGGAGCGUCUUCAUUCUCUCAUGUGCGCCGUCACGGACAAGAGUGUGUUCGGCGAUGGAGAGAACACUAAAGUUCGUGUGUCAGAGUUGGAAGAAGAGGUGAGGACCCUGAAGAAAAUCAACAAGGACCUGUACGAGUUCUCCACACAGCUCCUUACCAAACCUAAUUAAGAGCUACAGAGAGACAGCUCUUUGUUUUUUUAGCAGAGGUUAAAGAGCUGUACCUGGUUUAAAAAAGAGGACAUCUGUGAACAGCAGCAGCAGCGGGGUUUCAGUUACAAUUUCAAAAAUGUAUAAUUGCUAACGUAUUCCGAAUCUGUUUUUCUGAAUACGUGAUGUGUCUUCUUUUUCUGUGUCCAGUUUUUGAAAUACUCACCUUUUUUAUUGUGGGUAAUAAACAGUUGAACAGGAUUUCAUUAUCAUUCAUUGGUCACAUUAAACUGUUACUGUAGUAUCAGAGAAUAGAUGGAAGUUAGUCCUUUUUUCUAUCCUUCUUUUUUUUUCUUUUCUUUUUUUAAGAGAAAAACACUUGGACUCCUGUCAUCUUUUUCCUGCAGAAAUUGACCAUUUCAUGUGUUUGCAUCAUUCAUUUUAAUCUUUCUUGGUCUGAGACCUUCCCCCUCGUCCAGCACGCUCUUACUGUCUCCCAUGAGAAUGUAGUGAAGACUCUGUAGUGAAGUUAAAGGAGGAAAACAGAACUGGAUGGUCUUUCUUUUUCUGUGAUUUUUUUUUUAUAUUUUUUUAUUUUCAAGCUAUAAUCCAACUGAGCAAACAGCUGAAUUCCCCUUCUUUGUGACAUUCGACUGGUCCCAUGACUUUUGGCAUGUCCCAUGGAAGCUAAACUGUAUGCAACACUGACCUGUAGAACAGGACAUGUGGUGGAUCUUCUGCAUUCACUUUUCUGUUUGCACAGAAACGAAAGCUACGAUGAAUAUCACCCACUGCUCUGUCUACUGGGGGAGGUAAUGCCUUUAAUGGUACAGUAUAGUUCUAAUACAUACGGCUCUGGAAAAAAGUAAGAGACCACUUCAGUUUCUGAAUCAGUUUCUCUGAUUUUGCUAUUUAUGGGUAUAUGUUUGAGUAAAAUGAAUGAAUUAAUGAAUUUCUCCCAAAUUCCAAUAAAUAUUGUCAUUUAGAGCAUUUAUUUGCAGAAAAUGAGAAAUGGCUGAAGUAACUAGAAACUGAUGCAGAGCUUUCAGACCUGAAAUAAUGACCUCAAAAAUCAAUAUUUGGUGGAAUAACCGUGGUUUUUAAUCACAGUUUUCAUGCAUCCUGGCUUGUUCUCCUCCAUCAGUCUUACACACUGCUUUUGGAUAACUUUAUGCCACUCCUGGUGCAAAGAUUCAAGCAGUUCUUUCUCUUGAUUAUAAUCUAGAGCUUUUCAGGUUUUCAGAUUGCCAGUCAAGUGCCAAUCAGGGGUCUCAAAACAUGGCGGUACCGGAAGCUCAAAACUAGUAUCAAUAGCAACACAAGAAUAAGCUGUUUUGAAAUGGCAGCAAAGAUUUUACCUUUUUUUUUUUCUUUUUUUUUUGGGUGCAACCAGCAUACUCAGCUCUCCUGCUCAUACCACAAAUGCAUGUUCCUCACAUAUGUGUCUCCAUUUGAAAGAUAAAUGAAUAGGCUUUCUGACAAUAUAAGAUUCAUAGCCAGGAAGCGUUGUUACAACAAAAAAAUACUAAUAAAACAAACUUUUCCUUUUUACUUUUGUGCUGUUUUAUAUGUAGACCACCCUUUUUUUAAAAAAUAUAAAUUCAAGUCUUCACCCUAUGCAAGCGAACGUCAGAAUUUUCCUCUCUUUGAUCUGAACCUCCUCUGCCUCCAAGUUAACUUCAGCUAUAUGCUGGGCCUAAUGCUCUGUAAACAUGUUUCAUCGUGGGCAUCGUGGCUUAUUUGCCCGGGAACGGAUCUUCCUCAGCGAGAGUUGUCAAGUCAUGCUUCCCCUUUUCUCUCGCCGCUAAGCCGCCCUCUGCCUGACCUGCUCAAACAUCCUUCCCUCUGUAGUUUGCUCGUUUCUCCUGAAGCUACACAUCUCACACCACCUCAUUUAAAGGAAGCGGGGGGUGGUGGGGGUGGGGAAUUAUGUUUUUGCCUCCAAAAGAAGAAAAAAGUGAAAAAAAGAAAUAAAUAAGAGAAAAUCAUCAACAUUCUGCAGGCACAGUGUUCCAAACCAAGGCAGCACUUCCAGAUUUUUAUCUGGUUAACUCAUUUAGGCUCCGCGAUGGAGAUCUGAAUGUCUGGAGUCUCGUCAUCUUAAAGCGGAGAGAGGGGGAUAAGGACUGAUAACAGCCGGCGCCUCCUCUCAGCGCUUUCCCCUUUGAAGAAUGUUCUGUUUGAGCAGCUCCUGUUCCCGUGCAGAAAAGAGGGGUUUUUUUGGGGGGCGUUCAGGAUGGUUUCCUCACCUCUGUAUGUGGUUCGACUUUGGAUAUUCGCUGAGGUUUGACUAUCAGCUCGUGUAAAAGGAGGAGCUGCGGGGCGAAAAACAGGGGGGGCUCUUGUGUUAAAUCGUUGUUUGAUCUUCUGGAAAGAAAGCAAUGUGUUUUUUUCUUCUUUUUAUAUCUUGUGCUGUUUUUCUUCUGAUAAUAAAACUUUUGUUUGCA